CAGGUUUCCACAUCCUAGUUGCUAGCUCGCUCUGCUGCCCCAGCUUCCCUCAUGGCACCUCAUGGCCACAUUAGUGAGCUUGGGCAGCCAUGCCCUCUCCAACUGUCCUCCACCAGGGUGACCAUCACCCAAAUGAGCAGCCCAAUGGCAAAAGCCUACAUGGAUUUUAGCUCAAAACGUCCUCAGAGUCAAGGAGCUCUGGUGGUGGCAGACAGCAGAACUUUGGAAAGCUUGAUGUGGUGGACACGAGGUCGAGGGGCCCUUGUCAGAUUUGUGCAGCACACAUCGCAAGUGCUGUUGCAAACGGAACAGCAAGUGCACAGCGAAGUCGUGACUACAGCAUUGUCAGCCAAGACGUUUUUCACCUCUUCGUGAGACACAUUUGGUUGUCUCCACUGCCGUCGCACUGGCGGGCGUUGCUCUUGUGAUCAUCCGGCGAGGCGGCUGCGUCUUGCAUCAGCUCAAGCGCGCCGGCCAACUGAACACCAGCACAAGUCCAAGAUACCUCAGCUUUCCUUACUGGCGCACAAAGCCUCUACUUUGCUCCUGUACUCCACCAUCCUCUUUACUCUCCAGCUCCCACUGACAUCUUCACAAGCAGCACCAUCACACAACACAGACCACUGAGAUCAUCAGACACUGAAAAGCUAGCCAGGUAUAGUCAGAUCAGUGCAAACGCAGCUACCACUGCAAGCUCAAAGAUGGCUCCAGAACGAAUCACCUACACUGCCCCUCAGCAGUUUCCUGAGAGCAUUGACUGGGACGCCAAGCAUCAGCGAUUCCUUGUGGGGUCUGUUCUUAGGGGCAAUGUGAUGGGGGUCUACCAAGACGGGACUGCCAAGGAGCUUGUCAAGGAUAUGGAGUACAAAGGAUGCGGUACGCUGGGCAUCACAGUUGACGCGCCACGGAACCGCGUCGUUGUGACCAUCAAAUCCAACGCCCCCGCCCCCAACUACAACGCAGUUGCAGGAUAUGAUCUACACAGUGGUGAGAGGCUGUUCCUGACGCCAUUGAACGACGUCCCCUGUUCGAACCCGCCCCGGGAGAUGCCGGUCUUCGCCAACGACUCUGCAGUGGACCCGAAAACGGGGGAGAUCUACACGACUGACACGCACCGGAGUCUCAUCUGGAAGUGCAAGGCAGACGGGAGCGACCCGGUCGUCUUCGCCGCGAGUCCCCUCUUCGAGUCCUUCCCAACGGUGUUCGAGAUGUUUCCCCUGGGACUCAACGGACUGGUCGUUCACGAAAACGGCUACAUCAUCACGUUCAACCUGCGCCAAGGGGUCGGGUUCAAGGUUCCGCUCGACGGCUCGGAGCCGUCGCAUAUCGCGAUCGACGGCGUGUUUCCGGGAGCGGACGGAAUCCGGCUGCGGCCCGACGGCCGACUGGUGGUGACCACGAACGAUAACGUGUACCUGGUCGAGAGCAGCGACGAGUGGCGGUCGGCUAAGAUUCUGGAGACUGUGCCGCAGGACCCAACAAUCUCGACAACCGCGGUGGCGAUAAAAGAUGGGCGGGCUUACAUCAACUACGCCUGGUUUGCGGAGGCGUAUGGCGGGAAGCAACGGUCCGAGUUUUACAUGCAAACCGCCGACUUCGAAAUCGACAGAGCCGAGAAGUGAAGUUUUUAAAUUGGUGACGGACUGAGAAUAAUUUCGCAGAAUCUGUCGUUGAAAUUACGCAUUAAGAGAGACUCAAGUUGGGCAUGCUGCACCUUCCCUGCUUAACGAGGCGGCUCAGACGAGUGAUUAGUUGCAUGCGAGAGCUAGGCCGUUGUAGUGGCAUGUACGCAUCUCUAGCUGCUUUAGGACUUCAGAGAUUCUGAUUGCUCCUUGUUCAUUGUUUAGAUGAUUCAACAAGCUAGAGUUGCAGUUUUUCGGUGAUUGGUCCAGAAAGUUGAAAAGUGCAUUCAGAAGCGCCGGCAUGGCCAUCAAUUGAUUCCGCACGUUGCUUUGCCAAUCCGAUGCAGGGCAAAAACAGGCCUCGUGAUCAGGAGGCCUCUGAUUUAGC
This is a messenger RNA of Klebsormidium nitens, 2010 nucleotides long. The record is from the annotation of a GenBank genome assembly. NCBI's taxonomy places the organism in Eukaryota, Viridiplantae, Streptophyta, Klebsormidiophyceae, Klebsormidiales, Klebsormidiaceae.